AUUUUCUCUGCCAAAGCUCAUUUCCAAAAGGGUUGUUGUUCUCUCUCUCUCUCUCUCUCUCGAACCUCCGAGAUUUUGGAUUCCGAAGAAUCUUACCUAGGGUUGCUAGCUGGUGGUUUUGUGGACUGAAGUUUUCGGAUUUCGUCUCCGGUCAAUUUUUGUUGGAUUUUCUGGCGUUUUACUGGUUUUCCGGCAAAGGAAGGAUUUGUAUAUAAAACUGAUGGAAACUUCAAACAGUUCUGGUGUCGGCUGAAUGCUUGAAGUAAUGUCAGAAUUGUGCAUGUAUGAGUUAUCACAGCUAAAAUUCUGCAACUGCUGUUACAGUUUGAAGACAUAGUUUGGGAUGAGUUAUGCCAUACCGAUGAUCGUUUAGUGCCCCACCCAGAAUCUGAACAACCAGGUUAUCAUUCCAUUCUGGGUGAUAGCCACAAGAAACUUUGCCGUGAAACAACUAGUAUUUCAAAUCAUAUCAGAGAUAGAACUACAGCUAGAUAUGUUGAUCAGGGAAGAGAACUACAGGAUUUUUCAUCUUUGAGUAAAAGAAGGAACAUGAUGUUGGAUAAAGAUUCAUGGCCCCACGGACCAAGUGACAUAUUUCAUUCUUCGUCUGACAGCGCCUCAAUUAAAGAAGCAUCAAGUUUAGCUUCUGAGAAUGCCACAUCAUCAAGUCAUGCCCUCAAGAGGAAUAAUGCAGACAAGAAAGGUAGUGAAGUUUGUGGAAAUGAUACCCUUCUUGGUGACAAGACCACUACAGUUGAUAACAACUCUUUCAAUUACCCUCUUGGUGACAUAACACACACUGGCAAUAAUCUCGAGUUCUUUGAUAACACCGAGGACAAAGAUUCAAGUGAUUUCUUGUAUUAUGGUUGGCCUGAAAUAGGAAACUUUGAAGAUGUUGACAGGAUGUUUAGGAGUUGCGAUUCAACAUUUGGACUUGGGGCCAGUAAAGAAGACGAGUUGGGUUGGUUUUCAUCAACAGAUAAUAUAGGUGGGUCUGGAGAUGUUGUGAACGCAGAUGUUAAUAGGUUUCCAUGUCCUGAGUCAAAUCUGGUGGAAACUAUUUCAGAAAAUCAUGAUUCCUCUAGGACCUAUUCUGUUAACGAUUCCGCCAUGACUAGUGCACAUGUCAGCUACAAAGACACUUCUUGGACCUCAGAGAAAUCAGAUUUGUAUGCGUCUUUUGUGAAUGGACUGGCUAGUGCUGAGACAGAAGAUGGGUUUAUCCAUAAAAAACAGGUAAACGAGCACAAAAAACACUUUAAGUUACAGAACCAGUCUGUGGGGAAGAGAAAAGAGCACUACUUCGGAAAUGGUAGUUUCAGUUAUAUGAAUAACCCUUCCAAUGAAGUUGUGCAGCUCCCAUCUGAGGCCACUACUCAUCAGGCUUUACAGCAACAAGCUUCUAGUCCAGAUUCCUAUAAUUAUUUACAGAAUCCUCUGUCUUAUCUGCCUUCAGAUAAUACCCAGUUGUCCGAUCCAACUUCUGUAAAUCCAAAUAUAUCUGGUGUCAAAUCUGAGAAUAAUGACUUAACAUCCCCUUCACCAAGGAAUUCGUCCAAUACAUCCAAUCAGUUGCCGACCAUGGAGAGUUCUCAUGACUCUCCAUUUCAGGUGACUGCUCCAGCAGGGCGUGGAAAAAGAGAGAAGCUACAUAGUCGUCAUAGCAGUCGAUCUUCUGGUACUAGUAGUCUUAAGAAUGCAAAUGUGAUGGUGCAGGCAGCCAUAGGUGAUCCUGGCUCGACAGGAAAACAAGUCCACUGUUAUGGAGAUAAAGUUGAGAAUCAUAGUGAUAUUGAAGGAGUGAGCUUUGUGAUUCCUACAGAAUUAGGUUCCUCAAAUAUACAAGAAAGCUCAACUAUGAGUCCGGGCGUGAAUGAUAUUUCACUGGAAGCAGCCAGUUUUCGCCAGCUUCAGCUUGUUAUGGAACAGUUGGAUUUGAGAACAAAGUUAUGCAUAAGGGACAGUUUGUACCGUCUGGCACGGAGUGCUGAGCAAAGACAUAACCAUGCAAAGUUCAAUGGUGGUUGUGGGGAAGAAAGAGACGCCAGUGGAGCAUUCCUGGCUGAAGGAACAAAUCAUUUCAUGGAUAUGGAAACAGAUACAAAUCCUAUAGACCGUUCAAUUGCGCACUUAUUAUUUCACAGACCUUCAGAAUCACAUGCAGUACCUGCCCAUGAUUCAUUGCCUUUCAAGUCACCCGGCGCGGUCCAUGGAUCUCUCACAAGUCCACCCAUAGUAGUCGAUAAUUUGGUUAAUUGUGAAGAAGCUGCCUCAGAAAUAGAGAAGCUCUCUGACCGCUGAGUGCAAGUGCUAUGAGGGAAUCUCAUUUCGGCCACGUUACAAGUGUUGUGAGUGAGCUAUAGGAGAGGCCUCAAGCAUACAAGCACAGUCACUCCAAAUUUUCAGAUGCCAUAUACCUUGAGUUUCUGGUUUCAACUCUGUUGGGGCGAUUCUGGUAACAGUUUACAUGAUAAGCUGUUUAAUGUUUCACACAUUUACAGAUUUUUUUUUACCUCUGUAAUUCCAAAUCCUGGUUAAUACUGUCUCCAUGGUCAUUAUACACAAUCCAAUUGACUUUAACUACCAGGACAAACUAAAGUUACUGA
Molecule: messenger RNA, 2606 nt
Organism: Sesamum indicum (sesame)
Lineage: Eukaryota; Viridiplantae; Streptophyta; Magnoliopsida; Lamiales; Pedaliaceae
Product: dentin sialophosphoprotein-like protein
Biological process (GO): regulation of DNA-templated transcription; circadian rhythm
Source: RefSeq, a predicted model, not a curated record